GAAUAUGUCAUUUCGAUUUUUUUGAGAGCUAAGAAUGCAUAUCGCCAAUUUAAUAGCAACAUGAUAUCGUUCUAUCUAACCGCACACUAGUUAUGCAUAAUAUUUUAAAGAACAUUCUUGACUUUAAAUUGUCUUUUAUACUGGAUCUAAUUUAUUCGAUUUAUCAUAUUCUAUUUACGACUACAUUUUAAUCAGAUGUAGCUGUGUCUGUCAAUCUUUCAAAGUUGUACACUUAUGCAAAGUCACGUUGAAAAUAUUUCCCUAUCAUAUAUCUAAUAAACUUUCUUUCUUACUGAAUUUUCUCAUUUUUUCUUCUAAUGACUAUUCAGAAUACCAGUCUACGCUCUCAAAACGACUAUUUCACUAUAAUAUAUUUCAUAGCUAUUAUAAAAAUUUUAAUUUUCAUUUGCAGUUCUGCAUCGUCAUCAUCAUCGGCAUUAUCUCGAGCUAAACGUACUUUUGACGACAGUGAUUCAGAUGAAUCCAUCGAUAUUGAACAACCAAAUAAUGAUAAAUUAACUGUUUAUGCUUUAUCUGAUGAAGAUUCGGAUGAUGAUGUCGAAUCACCGUCUAGUCAAAAUUUUUCACUUUCUACUAGUACAUCAACAGUAACAACAAGUAAAACAAGUCCAUCAUCAGCUGUUCGAUCAAUUAUUUCAACUUAUACACGAGAUCAACCAGUUACUACUCCACCACCACCAAAAAAAUCUCGUGUUCGUUUUGAACGUCGUUUUGGAGAAGACAUUACGAGUGGUAAUCUUCUUCAAGAAUUGAAGGAAAAGGCUGAAGCCAAAAAAAAAGUACUCAAAAAUACAACAGCACCACGUUCUUCAAAAAAGUAG
This is a messenger RNA of Rotaria sp. Silwood1, 842 nucleotides long. Lineage: Eukaryota; Metazoa; Rotifera; Eurotatoria; Philodinida; Philodinidae. The record is from the annotation of a GenBank genome assembly.